Messenger RNA from Staurois parvus, 614 nucleotides. Lineage: Eukaryota; Metazoa; Chordata; Amphibia; Anura; Ranidae. The record is from the annotation of a GenBank genome assembly.
AUGUGAUCAGCUGUGUCCAAUCACAGCCCCAGCAGUGCCACCUGUCAGUGUCCAUCAGUGCCAGCUCUCAGUGCUCAUCCAUGCCACCCGCCAGUGCUAAUCAGUGCCAUAUUUUAGUGCCCAUCAAUGCCACAUAUCAGUGCCCACCUGAGCUGCCUUUCAGUGCCACCCAUCAGUGCCAGUCAGUGCCACCUAUCAAUGCCAGUCAGUGCUGCCAAUCAGUGCCACUUAUCAGUGCCAGUCAGUGCCGCCUAUCAGCACCAGUCAGUGCCGCCUAUCAGUGUGCAUUGGUGCCGCCUAUCAGUGCCCAUCAGUGCUGCCUAUCAGUGCCACCUGACAGUGCCAGUCAGUGUUGCCUAUCAGUGCCAGUCAGUGCUGCCUAUCAGUGCCAUAUAUGAGUGCUGCCUCUCAGUGCCCAUCAGCGAUGCCUGUCAAUGCCCAUCAGUGCCUCCUCAUCAGUGCCACCUAUCAGUGCCCAUCACUGCAGCCUCAUUAGCGCACAUCAGUGAAGGAGGAAAAUCACUUAUUUACAAAAUUUUAUAACAAAAACUAAAAAAAACCUUUUUUUUUUUUUCCAAAUUUUCAGUGGUUUUUGGUUUGUUUAAGAAAAAAUA